This is a messenger RNA of Hemiscyllium ocellatum (epaulette shark), 9263 nucleotides long. RefSeq names its product interferon-inducible GTPase 5-like. Bases 319 to 1578 code for a protein of 419 amino acids. Gene Ontology annotation, cellular component: membrane. Gene Ontology annotation, molecular function: GTP binding; GTPase activity. The transcript has 4 exons. NCBI's taxonomy places the organism in Eukaryota, Metazoa, Chordata, Chondrichthyes, Orectolobiformes, Hemiscylliidae. The record is from RefSeq and is a predicted model, not a curated record.
AGCAGUUCAGGCAACAUCCGAGGAGCAGUAAAAUCGACGUUUCGGACAGAAACCCUUCAUCAGGAAUUGCUCAGUGCCGCUGGUGAGAGAGAGCAGCAGGAGCAGUCACUUUGCAUUAAGGUGCAGACAGUGGGAGAGCUUCACUGAUAGACCCUCCAUCGAGGAAACAGCACAGGAGAAAACCGAACACAACCAAAGACAAGGAAGUGACAUCGUGGGAGGAGCUACAAGCCUCUGGCACUUCCCCCUUUCUGAGGAGAGUUCUCUGGAAUCAUUGGACAGUCAGACGGGGAAAGCAGUGAGAGACACAGAAGGAGGAUGGGAGGAGCCAGCUCCAGUGAUCAGAUGGGUCAAACUUCAAAUUCCUCAUUGUUCAGUAAGGAAGAACUCAGUAAACUAAAUUCUGCUUAUGACACUGGUGGGCUGAAAGAGGUGACACUGCUGAUACAGAAGAAGUUAGAUGAUCUGGACAAUACAGAGCUGCACAUCGCAGUGACAGGAGAAAUAGGCUCUGGGAAAUCCACCUUCAUCAAUGCAAUGACAGGACUUCGAAAUGAUGAUGAGGGCGCAGCUAAAACCGGAACCACAGAAUGCACAAGGGAGCCAACCUCAUACUCACACCCCAACCUGCCGAAUGUUUACCUCUGGGACCUACCUGGAAUUCGACAUAUUCAAAUGGUGGAGCGGUAUGUGAGGGUAAUUAACUUUGCGAAAUAUGAUUUUAUCAUCAUUAUCUCAGCCUGUCGAGUCACAGAGAAUGAUAUAAAACUCGCCAAAGAGAUUAAACGGUUGGGGAAGAAUUUCUAUUUUGUUUACUGUAAAAUUGACAAUGAUCUUGAUGCAAUGAGGCAGCGCUCAUGGAAUUUUAAUGAAGUGGAAACAUUGGAGAUGAUCAGGAAUUACUGUGUCAGCAAGCUGCAAGAGGCAGGAAUCCCAUCACCCAGCGUAUUCCUGAUAUCAAACUUUGAUCUGAAUCUGUAUGAUUUUAUUUGUUUAAAUAAAACUCUUGAGGAUGAUCUUCCGAAUAUAAAAAGUGACUUUAUACUGGUGCUCCAAAACCUAAACUCUGAGAUUGUUGAGAAGAAAAGUACAGAGCUGAAGAGGCGACUCCAAAUGUUGGCAACACAUUACAGAGUAGUUCCUGGACUCCCGCUUACUCAUAACUUUGGGAUCCUGACUGGAGCAAUAAUAUACUUACGUAAAUGUAUGGGUCUGGAUGAUGUCUCUCUUCAAAGGCUGGCCAAGAGUGUAGGGAAGCCUGUGGAGGAUCUGAAAGCAGUGAUGACAACUCCCCUGGUUGGGAGGGAAAUAACUGAAGACAUAAUAAAAAGAUUGGACUGGCAUGCCACUGCUGUCAUUGCAUCAGCACCUGAGCUCACUGUCAAUACCAAUCCAGACUUUGGAGAACAGCCAUCUUUUCUUACAACUAAGAAGCUUCUGAAUACUGCAUUGGAUGAUCUGACAGAGAACGCACAGAGAGUGGUGAUGGUUGCGUUUGGGAUUCCAUCAAUCCGAGAGCAGUUUUUGUACUGUACAUUCUUCAGUGAGGAAGAGCUCAAGAAACUGAAGUCUAAUUAGGAAAUGGAUGAACUUAAAUCCCUGAUACAGAAAAAUGUUGAUGAUUUGGAUAGUACAUUAAACCACUGAUACAGAAGAUUCACAAGAUCUGAACAAUGGAGAAAGCGAGGACUUGCAGAGCAAUGAACAUCGCAAUGAUGGGAGAAGCAGACUCAGAGAAAUCCAUCUUCAUCAAUGCAAUGAGAGGCGUUCAGGACGGUGAUGAGGGAAAGCUAAAGCUGGGACUACAGAAACCACAAUCACCUUAAAAUUAUGCCUCCUCCCUGAUAGCCAUUUUUGCCCUGGGAAAGGGUCUCUGGUUAUCUACUGUAUGUAUGCCUCCAUUCGUCUUGAUCACCUCUCAUCCUUCAUCGCUCCAAUGAGAAAAGGCCUAGCUCCCUUCUUCAUAAGACAUGCCCUCCAAUCCAGGCAGCAUCCUGGUAAAUCUCCUCUGCAUCCUCUCUAAGGCUUCCACAUCCUUUCUCUCAUGAGACGACUAGAACUGAACACAAUAUUCCUCCUGUGGUCUAACCAGGGCUCUAUAGAACUGCAGCAUUACCUCGCGGCUCGUAAACUCAAUCUCCCUGGAAGUGACAACAUGCCAUUCACCUUAACAACCCUAUCAACUUGGGUAACAGCUUUGAGGGAUCUAUGGACAUGAGAUCCCUCUGUUCCUCCACACGGCAAAGAAUCCUGCCUUUAACCCUGUAUUCCACCUUUAAAUUCAACCUUCCAAAGUCAAUCACUUCACAAUUUUCCAGGUUGAAUUCCAUCUGCCACUUAUCAGCCCAGCUCUGCAUCCUGUCAAUGUCCUGUUGCAAGCUACAACAGUUCUCCACAAUUUCCACAACUCCACCAACCUUUGUGUUGUUGGCAAACUUAGUAACCCACCCUUCUACUUCCUCAUCCAAGUCAUUUAUAAAAAUCACAAAGAGCAGAGGUCCCAGAAUCAAUCCCUGCGGAACACCACUGGUCACCAAGCUCCAGGCUGAAUACUUUCCAUCUACCACCAAACUCUGUCUUCUGUGAGCCAGCCCAUUCUGUACCCAGACAGCCAGAUUUCCAGACUUUCUGAGUGAGCCAACCAUGCAGAACAUUCUCAAAUACCUUGCUAAAAUCCAUAUACACCACAUCUACUGCUCUGCCUUCAUCAAUGUGUUUUGUCACAUCCUCAAAGAAUUCAAAAAGGGUUGUGAGGCAUGACCUGCCCAUCACAAAGCCAUGCUGACUAUAUCUAAUCAAGCUAUGGUUUUCCAAGUAAUCAUAAAUUCUGUAUUUCAAAAUCCACUCCAGUAAUUUGCCCACCACAGACAUAGGACUGACCGAUCUGUAAUUCCCAGGAUUAUCCCUUUACCCUUCUUGAACAAGGGAAUAAAAUUUGCCACCCUCCAGUGGCACUAAUCCAGUGGACAGUGAGAAAACAAACCUCAUUGCCAAAGGCACAGCAAACUCUUCUCUUGCUUCCAGGAAGGUAAAUUUCCCACUUAAAAGGUACUUACUUCAAGCUUCAACCUCCAUUUUCGGGAGGAACAAGAGAGAACGAGGAGCUGAGUAGGAGUGGUUGAAUUGCACUCUGGGAAGGUGAGUGAACCGAUUAAGUUUGGGCCGUGGCUGAACCUGAGACACGACAUGUGUAGUGUCUCCCACCCACCUUCCUCCUCUAACCAAAGGAAAGGACUCUGUGGUGUGUUGAUAUGAUAAGGAUUUUCUUUUUUUUAAUCGUGUAAUUGAUAAAAACUUUUCUUUCUUUUUUUGUUUACCUAAGUUUAGACUAAGUUAAGUUUCAGAUUAAAAAUGGCAGGAGAUCCCAGAGCCGAGUUAUGCUCCUUUAAUUCAAUGUGGGAGCUCAGGGACACGGCUGAUGUCCCUGACUCCUUCAUGUGCAGGAAGUGCGUCCAGUUGCAGCACUUGUUAGACUGCAUGACAGCUCUGGAGCUGCAGAUGGAUUUACUUUGGAGCAUACACAAUGCUGAAGGGGUCAUAGAUAGCACAUUUAGUGAAUUGGUUACACCUCAGAUUAGGAUUGCUGAGGGAGAAAGGGAAUAGGUGACCAAAAGGCAGACAAAGAGCAGUAAGGCAGUGAAGGUGUCCCCAGCAGUCAUCUCGCCUCCAAAACAGGUAGAUUGUUUUGGAUGCUGCUGGGGGAGAUGGCUCACCAGGGGAAGGCAGCAGUAGCCCGGUUAGUUCAUGGCAUCGUGGCUGACUCUGCAGUACAGAAGGGUGGGAAAAAGAGUGGAAGGGCUAUGGUCAAAGGGGAUUCAAUUGUAAGGGGAGUAAUCUACACCUGGGCCGGAUUUGUGCUUUUGCUAACACAUUUGGGGAGUGUUUAAACAAAUGUGAUGGGGGUUGGGAACCAAUGAGGAGGUUAGUGUACAGUAAGGAGCUAGUAACUGAAGUUUGUAAGGAACUAGAUAAUAAUGUCAACGUAACUCAGUCUAACAGUUGGCAGCGAGCAGAUGAUGAAGGGACUGGUGGUCUGAGGUGCAUUUGUUUUCACCCAAGAAGUGUAGUAGGUAAGGCAGAUGAACUUUGGGCUUGGAUUAGUACCUGGGAGUAUGAUGUUAUUGCUAUUACAGAGAUUUGGUUGAGGGAAGAAAAUCUUAAUAUCCCAGAUCAUUGAUACUUCAGGUGGGAUAGAAAAGGAGGUAAAAGGGGUGGAGGAGUUGCAUUACUGGUCAGGGAGGAUAUCACAGCUGUGCUGAAAGAUGGCACUAUGGAAGUCUCGAGCAGUGAGGCAAUAUGGGCAGAGCUCAGAAAUAGGAAGAGUGCGGUAACAAUGUUGGGGCUGUAUUACAGGCCUCCCAGCAGAGAUAGAGGUCUAAAUAUGUAAACAGAUUAUGGAAAGAUUCGGAGCAACAGGGCGGUGGUGAUAAGAGAUUUUAAUUUUCCUAACAUUGACUGGGAUUCACUUAGUGUUAGUGGUCUAGAUUGGGCAGGAACAUCCAGAAGGGUUUCCUCGAGCAGUAUGUAAAUGGUCUAACUCGGGAAGGGUCCAUACUUGAUCUGUAGUUGGGAACUGAGCCCGGCCAGGUGGUUGAAGUUUCAGUAGGGGAUUUCUUUGGGAGUACUGUUCACAAUUCCGUCUGUUUUAGAAUACUCAUGGAUAAAGAGGAGAGUGGUUCUAAAGGAAGAGUGCUAAACUGGGGGAAGGCCAAUUAUAACAAAAUUCUGUUGGAGCUGGUGAAUGAAGAUUGGGAGCAGCUGAAUGAGGGUAAAUCCUCAUUUGAUAUUUGGGAAGCUUUUAAAGGGAGGUUGAUUAGAGUGCAGGAGAGAUAUGUUCCUGUGAAAAUGAGGAAUAGAAAUCAGAAGUUUAGGGAUGACAGGUGAAAUUGUGAGAUGAGCUUAGAGGAAAAAGGAAGCUUACAUAAGGUUGAGGCAACUGAAGACAGACAAAGCAGUUGGAUGAAUACCGGGAUUGCAGGACCAGUUUGAAAUGAAGAAUUAAUAGGGCUAAAAGGUGUCAUGAGGUAUCUUUUGCAAACAGGCUUAAGGAAAACCCCAAAGCCUUUUAUUUAUAUAUUGGGAACAGGAGGGUAACUAGAGAAAGGGUUGGCCCACUCAAGGACAAAGGAGGAAAGUUUUGCGUGGAGUCAGAGAAAAUGGGUGAGAUUCUUAAUGAGUACUUUUUUGUCAGUAUUCACCAAGGUGAGGGGUAUGAUGGAUGUUGAGGUUAGGAAUAGAUGUUUGAUUACUCUAGGUCAAGUUGGCAUAAGGAGGGAGGAAAUGUUACGUAUUCUAAAAGGCAUUCAGGUUGGACAAGUCCCCAAUUCUGAAUGGAAUCUAUCCCAGAUUACAGAGGGAAGCGAGAGAGAAAAUAGUUGGGGCCUUAACAGAUGUAUUUGCAGCAUCCUUCAACAUGGGUGAGGUCCCAGAGCACUGGAAAAUUCCAAAUGUUGUCCCUUUGUUUAAGAAGGGGAGCACGGAUAAUCUAGGUAUUUGUAGACCAAUGAGCCUGAAGUCAGUGUCAGUGCUGGAGAAGAUACUGAAGGAUUGGAUCUGCUCCCAUUUGGAAGAAAAUAGACUUAUCAAUGAUAGGCAGCAUGAUUUUGUGCAGGGAAGGUCAUGUCUUACUAACUUAACAGAAUUCUUUGAGGAAGUGACAAAAUUGAUUGAUGAGGGAAGGACUGUAGCUGUCAUAUAUAUGGGCUUUAGUAAGGUGUUUCACAAGGUUCCUCAUGGUAGGCAGAUGGAUAAGAUGAAAUCGCAUGGGUCCAGGGUGUACCAGCUGGAUGGACAGAGAACUGGCUGGGCAACAGGAGACAGACAGGAGUAGUGGAAGCGAUUUUCCCAAAAUGGAGACCUGCAACCAGUGGUGUUACACAGGGAUUUGUGCUGGGACCAUUGUAACUUGUGUUCUACAAAGAUGAUCUGGAAGAAGGUAUAGGUGGUCUGAUUCGCAAGUUUGCAGAUGACACUAAGAUUGGUGGAGUAGCAGGUAGUGAAGGGGACUGUCAGAGAAUGCAGCAGAAUAUAGAUAGAUUGGAGAGUUGAGCGGAGAAAUGGCAGAUGGAGUUAAAUCUGGGCAAAUGCAAGGUGAUGCAUUUUGGAAGAUCCUAUUCAAGAGAGAACUAUACGGUAAAUGGAAAAAUCCUGGGGAAAAUUGAUAUACAGAGAGAUCUGGGUGUUCAGGUCCAUUGUUCCUUGAAGGUGACAAUGUAGGUCAACAGAGUGGUCAAGAAGGCAUAUGGGAUACUUUCCUUCAUCAGAUGGGGUAUUGAGUACAAGAGUAGGCAGGUCCUGUUACAGUUGUAUAAGACUUUGGUUCGGCCAUAUUUGGAAUACUGCAUAUCGUUCUGGUACCAUUACCAAAAGGAUAUGGAUACGUUGGAGUGGGUGCAGAGAAGGUUCACUAGAAUGUUGUCUGGUAUGGAGCGCAUUAGCUAUGAAGAGAGGUUGAGUAGAUUAAGAUUAUUUACAUUAGAAAGAUGGAGGUUGAGGGGGGAGCUGACAGAGAAAUACAGAACCCAAUAGAGUCAGGCAGGGAAAGAAAACAGCGCACACUGUGGACCAGCUGAAAUGCCAGCCAAGAUUGACAAAAUUAUGUGCCAACUUUCCGUGCAGAAGGAACAUUUGCGACAAUGGAAUCAGAUGAGGACAGUGAUUACAGGACAGACUGGGAGGUAAUGGAAGAACGAGCCUGGAGAUAUAUGGGAGUGGACCUCAGCGAGGGGAACUGGGGAAAGUCUACCCUAACUGUGGUCCUGAUCCAGACCCAAACCAGUCAUUGAUCCAGAAGCAAUCCAAAUUCCCAAUCCCGAUUCAGGACUAGCCCCAGCUUCCGAUCCAUAGUAAGAUCCUGGACACUGUCCGGGAACACUGUCCCUCCUGAGGCCUCUCCCUCAGGAACUGAACCACAGCUGGCCCCACCAAUUAUGGCCAGUACAGACAGGGCCUCAAUGUGUAGCAGCUCUGAAGAAAAAAGGAUGGUUAGGGACUGUCCACCCAACAAAGUGUCCUGGCUUUAUCAUACAGAGACAUGAACAACAGGGGAAGGCAAUGGUCCAAUGGUAUUAUCACUGUAGUGUUAAUCCAGUGACCCAGGUAAUAUUCUGGGGACCUGGGUUUGAAUCCUGCUGCAACAGAUGAUGGAAUUUGAAUUUGAUAAAUAUCUGGAAUUAAGUCUAAUGAUGACCAUGAAUUUUUUGUUGAUUGUCAGGAAAAACCAACUUUGGUUAUCCACUUUGGUGGCAAGAACAGGAUGGCAGAUUACUACCUAAAUGGAAUCAAUUUAGGUAAAGGGGCAGUACCAGUGGGGCAAACCACAGAGAGGCAGGAGCGGGGGAGAGGGCUCUGGCUAUCGGGAAUGAGGAUGGUGUUUUUUGGGUCCAUCCCAAGAAAUCCAUGAUAGUUGGGUAUGACAACCAGCAGACUGUGCUGCAUCUGUGGCCAAGGGAUGAGCAAGUCAGUUGAGGGAGAACAUUGGGCAGGCCAAGCCGGACCCAUCAUGGAUCCACAAUGAAUGGACAGAGCACUUAUUCCACAGGAAGCAUUGUCCCAGUAUUUCACAUUGUCAAAUGUGGCAAUUGACCAUGGUUUGGUUUAGUGAUGAUUUCAGGGGGAUCUAGGAAAGGCCAUGGUGAUGGUACUGAGGAUCCCAAUCAUUACAUCAAAUCAAAAUUGGCUACAAGUCUUUGAGGUGGGAAAUGUUGGCAUUAUCUGAGACGGUAGUCUGGAUCCUAACUUUUUCUUAUUUAAAAGUAGAUGUGAAGUGGAUAUUCCAUAUGUGAUGUAGCUGGUCAAACCACUUGGUUUUAAGUAAAACAGACUUAUUUAAACACUACAGUUGAAACAUGAACAAAAGAAAACAGACUUUAGAAUAACUUUACUUGAAGACUCAACUGACUCAAUAAUUUAACUAAGGAGCUUUUCCAAUUCCCGUGACAUCCCAAAAACACACCCCUUGGCAAAAGGUAAAUUCAAACACAGCUCCUUACAGGCAGGAGAGACUUUAAAGAGGAAUGUUAGCCAGGAAGCAUCUGCUGAAGCAUGGAACCUUUCCUCUCUGCAACAACUUCCAAAGAGAUUUCAGAGAGAAAGCCAGUCAGGAACCAUUUGCUGAAGCUUGGAACCUUUCUCCACUGCAAGCAAUUUCUCAUUGCUAUAGCUACCAAACUAGAAAAAAAUCUGAACUAUGAGAUCAUGGUCACUCCCUUGCCAUUAUUAAACUAAGCUCUUUCCCAGACAUUUUGGCACCUUUGCCUUUAUGACCUCUCUUUAACAAGCCCCAAGGACAAACUAACCUUGUUAAAGUGACAGCAUCAUCACAUAUAUUUGGCUAUUUGAAUAUAGAGUUGUUAAGCUUAUUAAUAUGUGUAAGAUGGUAGUUGGUGUAUCGGGCAUUGUUGUCAUUGGACAAUGGAGAACUCAAACACUCAGGAAGAUAGGUUACUUCCAUCUGAGACUUGGUAUGUUCCUGCAUGAGAGUGUGUUAUGAACCUCUGAUCCUAUUUCUGCUCGACAUUUCAAGGGAUCAGCAGGAGAGACUGUGGACCAUGCACCCAAAAUUGGAUAUUCUAAAUUGACCCACAGCUGGAGAAAUCAAGGUGAAGAAAAAAUUGGCCAAAGUAAAUUAAACAGCAGCCUGCAGCUAUUGACUGUAGAGGACCAUGGCAACCAAGGUCAAAGACAUCUCAAAGAUUUAGGGGGAACGAAUUACAAACAUCCUGAGGAUGGUGUACUGCAAAGUAUCAAUUAGACUUUCUGGCACCUUGACUUCCAGCUGGUGCCUGAGAAUGUGCACUUUACACUUCCCUGGCAUGGCAACAGUGAAGGGUCUGGGUGUGAAUCAUUUGGAUGCUUUGAACCUAACUCAUGAUCCGAUUGGCCACAGAACAUUCUGGAAGAUCUCGGGCAAAGGGGGAUAAGAACACGUGUGGUCACCAUCCCCUCAGUGAAGACUCACAGUGAAGAUUCUCAGGGAAGUUUUGCAGUGAAGACUCAUGACAGAAGAUCAUGCAGCAGCCCAUGAAGACCCAGAAGAAAAUUGCCCCUGACCUGAAAAACCCACCUUCAUGGAAGAGAGCUAGCCGUACGUCGGAGAGGAAGGAUAUUCCAAUAGCACAGCUCAAACACAUGGAUCAUCGUGGGCAAUAUCCUGUCUCAGAUGGAUCAAGGUUGAUGGAGAAUAAAUAUUAUGGGAAUUUGGGGAAUGCUAACAUUGUGUUUUAUUAAGGAACAUCGUUAAUAAAAUCACGUUGAACUGCAAA